AUGGGUGCAAUCGAGGAUGCAGUUAAUUAUUUGAAUUCCUUGGGAGAAGACGAACCGAUUAAUUUCACUUUACUUACAAAAAUGUAUGGUGUUGAUCGGACUACGCUCUCGAGAAGAUACCGAGGCGUUACGGGCUCGAAAGAAGCGCAUUACGAUAAUCAACGAUUACUCAACGACCACCAAUCCAAAAAGCUUAUACAAUGGAUAGAAAUGCUCUGCGAAAAAGGCCUGCCACCUACGCCCUAUAUGAUUGCAAAUUUUGCGCAUGAGAUAACUGGUAGAAAGCCUGGAAAGAACUGGGCUUCUCGCUGGUUAAACAAGCAUCCAAAUGCGUUGGUUUCUCGCUAUUCUACAGGCAUUGACCGCAACCGAAAAAGAGCAGAUUGCGCCUGGAGUUAUGCUCUCUAUUUUGAGCUUAUAAGUCGCAAGAUUGAGCAGUAUAAUCUUCAGCCAAAUCAAAUUUACAAUAUGGAUGAAAAGGGCUUUGCGAUUGGGAUUAUGACAAGUCAAAAAAGAGUCUUUUCUCGGCGAUUAUAUGAAAAGAAGUUCAAGCAAUUUCUUCAAGAUGGGAAUAGGGAGUGGAUUACUACAAUUGCUUGUAUUUGCGCAGAUGGAACUGUUAUCUCUCCAGCUUUGAUCUAUAUGGCCAAAUCCGGUAAUCUACAGGAUUCCUGGUUUCAAGAUCUUACUACGCAAAAAUGCUACUUUGCAGCUUCUGAAACAGGAUGGACAAAUAGUGAGACUGGUUAUCAUUGGUUGGAGGAAGUUUUUGAGAAAGAAACAAGAUCUCAAGCAAGCCGGGGAUGGCGCCUACUGAUUCUUGAUGGUCACAAUUCUCACCCUCUUGACGUCGGCUUAUUUGCACCUCUUGCCACCAAUUACACCAAGGCUUUAUAUAAGUUUCUUGAAGAAACUCAAGGGAUAAGCCGUCUUACUAAACGCGACUUUUUUCGACUUUUUUGGGCGAGUUGGGAGAUCUCUUUUACUAAGAAAAAUAUCAACUCUGGCUUCAAAAGCACAGGUUUGGUUCCUUUCAAUCCGGAGGUGGUUUUACAGCGUUUUAAUCAGAAAUCUGAAAGCCGGCCAUCCUCAGCUGGUUCUACAGCUUCAAUUCUUUCGCCUGAAGAGUGGAGGGAUAUUCGCAAACUUCUUAGAAAGAUUGGAGGCAAAAAUCCUAGCAGAGACUUCAAAAUGCUAAGCAAUACAGUUAUGGAGCUUACUACAGAGGUUAUACUACUUAGAUUGCAACUUGCAAGCGCAGAAAAGGCUCUGUUGAAUGAAAAGAGGCGCCGAAUUAGGAAAAAGCCAUUAUUAUUAGGUUUACCUAAUGAAAAUGAAGGUGGUGCGAUAUUUUUUAGCCCUUCAAAGAUUCAGCAGGCCCGAGAACUACAACAACAAAAAGAGGAUCAAGCCAAGCAGGAAAGAGCUAAGAAAGAAGAUAAAAAGCUUCAACAACAGCUUGCAAAAAAAGCUAAAGAGAAAGAAAAGCAAGAAAGGGCUCAAAUCCGUCAACAAAAGCGAGAAGAACGCGUGCAAGAGGCUGCCGAAAAACAACGCCAAAAACUCGAGGAAAAACUAGCCAAGCAAGCUGAUUUGCAGCUUUAA
Messenger RNA from Talaromyces stipitatus ATCC 10500, 1605 nucleotides. Its product is annotated as pogo transposable element, putative. The transcript has 2 exons. Gene Ontology annotation, cellular component: nucleus. Gene Ontology annotation, molecular function: DNA binding; NAD+ poly-ADP-ribosyltransferase activity. NCBI's taxonomy places the organism in Eukaryota, Fungi, Ascomycota, Eurotiomycetes, Eurotiales, Trichocomaceae. The record is from RefSeq and is a predicted model, not a curated record. Bases 1 to 1605 code for a protein of 534 amino acids.